Molecule: messenger RNA, 2914 nt
Organism: Callorhinchus milii (elephant shark)
Lineage: Eukaryota; Metazoa; Chordata; Chondrichthyes; Chimaeriformes; Callorhinchidae
Gene: eef1akmt2
Product: EEF1A lysine methyltransferase 2
Exons: 6
Coding region: 269-895 (208 amino acids)
Biological process (GO): peptidyl-lysine dimethylation; peptidyl-lysine monomethylation
Cellular component (GO): cytoplasm
Molecular function (GO): protein-lysine N-methyltransferase activity
Source: RefSeq, a predicted model, not a curated record
UGCCUUAGUUCAGCAAUGCCACUUGUGAUCAAAGGGGGACCGGACCGUUCCUUAAGCGCGGACCGUGCGGCUUUAAACCCAUCCAAGACGCUGCCCCUGGGUCGAAGUGCAAGUUGUUGCUGUGGUGGUGGUGGUGGUUGUUGUUGCCGCCGCCGCCGUUUGGAAAAAUUGCGCGUUUUUACUUAACGUUAAGCAAAAUAAAAAGGGAACGGUCAGUAAAUAUAAGCAACCCCAGGCUGAUCGACAAUCAGGUCUCCCCAAAAUCAGCAUGGAGGGCGCUAGUUGGGAUAGUGCUUAUGAGAGGGAACUGCAGACGUUUCACGAUUUGGGAGAUGUUGGUGAAAUCUGGUUUGGUGAAGGAAGUAUGGAUCGAGUGAUAACAUGGUUGGGACGGCAAACUAUUUCAAGCGAUGCCGCUUUUCUGGACAUUGGAACAGGCAAUGGUGUUUUUUUGAUAGAAUUGGCCAGAGCUGGAUUCAGUAACCUGACCGGGAUUGACUAUUCAACUUCUGCUGUGGAACUCGCGAAAGCCAUUGUUGAAAAAGAACAGAUUGUGGGUAUAAAACUACAGGUGGCAGAUUUCUUGUGUGAAUCUCCUAACCUUUCUCACUACGAGGUCUGCAUUGACAAAGGAACUUUUGAUGCCGUUAGCUUGAGUCCUGACCAUCCUGCUGAUAAACAAAGGAUGUAUUUGGAAUCCUUGCACAGGGUUUUGAAGGAGGGAGGCUUGUUCCUCAUAACAUCCUGCAACUGGACCAGAGAGGAACUCAUAAAUCAUUUCAGUGAAGGAUUUCAGAUGCUACAUGAGUUGCCAACACCAAAAUUCCAGUUUGGGGGGAAAAGUGGAAAUAGUGUCACAGCGCUGGUUUUCAAAAGAAAAACACAAGUCGAGUAACUGCAGGUCACAAGGUUCCGCCAGUGUUCAGCUCCAGAUCUCUGUUUUGUGGGAAUCACGUUCACUCAAGAGAGUGAAACAAACUGUUUCGCUGAGCUCAGAUACAUUUGCAAACGUGUUUCAGAUCGGAAAGAGGUAGAUGGCUGCCGGUUAAUUCCUUGCGAAAUGAUCAUCUUCAUAUCGAGAAUCGUCAUUCAAUGAAUCUGGAUGUGGUGGUUAAAACGGUCAAUCUGAAAUUGUCUUGACAAAUAGGAGGGAUUUUGGGUUUCUCUUCCUUCGAACUGUCUGGAGACUAUUUAUAUUGCAAAGUGUGCUGGUGCCCUCUUGUGGUGCGAGGCAGACUGUGGCAUGAACUGCUGGCAUCACUGUGCUUGAGAAUGGGACUGCACCACCAAAUUUAAGCAUUCUGUUCCAGUCACUUUUCCCAGCAAUGCCACAAAUCCAGAAAUCUAUUUUGCACAAGGGGCUCCAGUUACGUUUGAUGUUCUGCGUCGUUUCUAUUUUGCCAGGUGUUCACGUGACAGAAUGACUGGAUAUUUUAAAGCUGUAUAAAGAGCAUCCAUUCACAAACCUUAGUAAAACAACUAGACACGUGUCCUUUCAAUAUUUAGAUAAGUUCUUUUUAUUAUAAACACUUAAUGUGUGGCCAUUUUUAAGACGGCCGGUGUGGUUUGUGAAGGAUGGGGUCAAUAUUCUAUGGGUUCGUGAUUCUAAGGGAUGACCCAGGAAACCCCAAAUUGCUAAGCAUCUCAAUGAUUGAAGCCAUUUUCAAUAAUUGUCCUGCUUCCAAGCAAAACAUCUUCCAAAUGAAACUGCAGUGAAAGGAAAUUGAACCAUUAAGAGUAAGACCAAUAAACCACUGAGCCAUCAUUAAUAUACAACAGCUGGAAACUAGAGCCAUCCACAUCCUUAUUCCUAGGCCACCUAGGAAGACAGUAAAUAACAGCCAGAUAAUCUACUCAAGGCUGUUGCCUCAGAUGAUUUGCAGCUCUACUCCUCUGACUUACCCUGAAAUGCACAUUUCCACUAUUGAAGGAUGUGCUUGAUUGGAGAAUGGACUUACAGAAUGCAUUCAAACACAGAACACUAGGUACUGAGAAUCACAGUGUACUCAAUCUCAUGGUUAAAGCCAUCUGGUCAGAUGUUUUUGUGCCAUAUUCUGGAUGUACAGUAUUUUAAUGUUUGCACCAAACAUCCAGAAGGGCAGAUUGAUCUUGGUCAUAAAAUGUACCAGUUCCACUCCCUGAUCUUCCAGCUAAGUGCCUGUUCAAACAGGGCAAGCUGAUCUGUGCCAAUUUCCUCCCUCCUGUGGAAUGCCUGGAUUCUCUAAUGCACACAUCCCAGCAACCUGCUGGAGAACUAACCAAACUGAGGAGAGCAGGUUUGAAUGACAGGGAGCUCUGGGGCUUAGACUUGGAGCCUUGGUUGGAGUUGAGAGGGGCACUUGAGUAACAUUUCUCAUACGCAUCAACUAGAGGCAAAUUUUAAAAAUCGUGGUUUUCAUACAGAAUCUUCAAGUGUCGUGUAAUGAACAAAUAGUGAGACCUACAGAAUUGCCUCAAUGUCCGAAUUGUAAAGUGAACAGUAGGUGGUAGUAUGUACCACACGGACUAUUAAUCCAAUGCAUUGACUGAAAAAACAGAUUAGCCUUAACCAAGGUCUGACUAUUUAUACCUGCUGAAAUAAUGAUGUACCAUAUCCUGCUUAGGGAUGCAUUUACUCACGUAAUCUGGCAAGCUUUUGUCCUUCGUAAGCACUUAAACGGUAGACAUGUGGAGAAUUUCGUACAACUGAUUUCAUUCACUGACACCAUUUUGACAAGUUCCUUUUUCAAAAUGGCAGAUGUGAAGAAAGCCUCCUUUACUGAAAUGUUCACAAAUAUAAAUGUUUUAAUACUUAGCAACCCCCUAAUAACGUUAAAUCCAAGAACUAUCGGAAAAAUACUCAUUAAGGUGGGGUAUAUCUUUAGUUAUUUUGACAUGAUACGAUUUUUAAAAAAUAAACAAAUCUAUAUUUUGA